Messenger RNA from Fukomys damarensis (Damara mole-rat), 1939 nucleotides. RefSeq names its product glucosamine-6-phosphate deaminase 2 (gene Gnpda2). Gene Ontology annotation, biological process: carbohydrate metabolic process; N-acetylneuraminate catabolic process; D-glucosamine catabolic process. Gene Ontology annotation, cellular component: cytoplasm. The record is from RefSeq and is a predicted model, not a curated record. Lineage: Eukaryota; Metazoa; Chordata; Mammalia; Rodentia; Bathyergidae. The transcript has 7 exons. Gene Ontology annotation, molecular function: glucosamine-6-phosphate deaminase activity; identical protein binding. The coding region runs from base 289 to 1119 and encodes 276 amino acids.
AGCCGCCCUUUCCUGCGCGUGUCUGCAUCCGGGUCCUCAGACUCACGCUCCCCGCGCCGGGCUGGCGUCUCUAUGCUGUGGUGCGGAGUUGGUGGCUCUUGGUGCUGCGGCUUCUGAAGAGUCUGUGGGUCAACGGGUGAGUUUAGGCGAGCGGCUUAAAACGAGGACUCUGGCGGACACCUGGCUGGCGGUUGCUCUUCCCGGGGAUUGUGCUGAACCGGGACUCGGGGCCUGGAGCAGAAUUUCUUAGGUUUGAACUUCUUGUGCUGGAAGCUGUGCAUCACCAUAAUGAGGCUUGUAAUUCUUGACAACUAUGACUUGGCUAGUGAGUGGGCAGCCAAAUACAUUUGUAAUCGCAUCAUUCAGUUCAAACCUGGACAGAACAGAUACUUUACACUGGGCUUACCAACAGGGAGUACACCUUUAGGAUGUUAUAAAAAACUAAUAGAGUAUCACAAGAGUGGAGAUCUUUCUUUUAAAUAUGUGAAGACUUUUAACAUGGAUGAAUAUGUAGGACUCCCAAGAAAUCAUCCUGAAAGCUACCAUUCUUAUAUGUGGAAUAACUUUUUUAAGCAUAUUGACAUAGAUCCUAAUAAUGCUCAUAUUCUUGAUGGGAAUGCUGCAGAUUUACAAGCAGAAUGUGAUGCAUUUGAAAGGAAAAUAGAAGAAGCUGGAGGAAUAGAUCUUUUUGUUGGAGGAAUAGGUCCAGAUGGUCAUAUCGCUUUUAAUGAGCCAGGAUCCAGUUUAGUAUCAAGGACAAGAUUAAAGACUCUAGCAAUGGACACCAUUUUGGCAAAUGCUAAAUAUUUUGAUGGAGAUUUAUCAAAAGUGCCAACUAUGGCUCUAACUGUUGGUGUGGGGACAGUGAUGGAUGCUAGAGAAGUGAUGAUCCUCAUAACAGGUGCACACAAGGCAUUUGCCUUGUACAAAGCAAUAGAAGAAGGAGUCAAUCAUAUGUGGACUGUUUCAGCUUUCCAGCAGCAUCCAAGAACUAUUUUUGUAUGUGAUGAAGAUGCUACUUUAGAACUAAGAGUUAAAACUGUGAAAUAUUUUAAAGGUUUAAUGCAUGUGCAUAAUAAACUUGUGGAUCCACUAUACAGUAUGAAAGAAGGAAAGUGAAGGAGAUUGAAGCAAAAUUCUACUUGAAAAGACCACUGUAUUAGAUGCAUUUUCAGCUAUGCAGUAUGAUAACGGGAAAUACUGAAGAUUGUCACUUUAAAAAUCCAUUAUAUAUGUUAAACAUUCCAUAGUUAGAAUAUCUGUUUUACACUAGGAUUCAUGAGAAAUAGUUGGCUCUCCAAGCUGUUAGCAAUUACAGAAAGCUACAUAGCCACUUAUACAGACAGUAUAGAGAUGUCUGCUGAUUUUAGGUGCCAUGUGUGAUAUAACAUAGACUAUUCUUUAAUUACAGGAAGACACUCCAAGCCUUUCAUUUAUCAAACAAGUCUCAUUUCAAAUCUUUACUUUUGGAAUGCUCUCUUUAGAUUGCUGUGUAUUAUACACAUGAUUAUCUGCACGGUGUUGCCUUAGUCAUCUUUCAGCAGUAGUUGGACAUCAAAAGUCCUGCUACAUAUUGUUGAUAAAGGAAAUGUGAAGAGAUGACAGUGUUUAAAAGUAGUUUACAUCCUUUUAGAAAGUAUGUGUAAGUGCAUGUUUUUUUGCGCACCUUCUUAUAUAGCACCUUUUUACAAAUACGCUCUUAUUUUUACUUAAUGACACGGGUUUAUGCCCCCCCCAUAUAUAUAUAGCUUGGCAAUUAUGAGCUUUAUAUAAACCUAAAUUCUUUUGAAGAAUAUUUUCUGAUUAUUGCUAAAUUUCAUAAAUGAUUAGCUUUAUUCCUUAUAUAUAAAAUGUCUAAAAAGAUACUACUAUGCUAUAUAAAAUUACUGUAAAUCAUUCAUUGCAGAUUGUGAUAAACUGAAUAAAUUGCAGGUCUGUA